This is a messenger RNA of Sipha flava (yellow sugarcane aphid), 1793 nucleotides long. Its product is annotated as phytoene desaturase-like. Bases 213 to 1793 code for a protein of 526 amino acids. The record is from RefSeq and is a predicted model, not a curated record. Gene Ontology annotation, biological process: carotenoid biosynthetic process. NCBI's taxonomy places the organism in Eukaryota, Metazoa, Arthropoda, Insecta, Hemiptera, Aphididae. Gene Ontology annotation, molecular function: oxidoreductase activity. The transcript is spliced from 3 exons.
UUUAAAACAUUUAUUAUAAAUUCAUCGAUAGUGUGGAGUUGAUUAAAUUAGUUGGAAUGAAACGUAACUGUAACAGGUUGAAUUAUUAACCAGCCCGGUAUACAACCAUCUAGCCAUUCCAGAUUAAAUUGUUAAAAUUUUUUCUUAUAUACCAUCGUAUUUUAAUUUCAAAUACUUAUUCAAACUACUAUUGAAUUUAAGAAUUAUUAGACAUGGCAAUCAAGGUCAUUAUUAUUGGAUCUGGAGUUGGUGGUACUGCUGCAGCUGCUAGACUUAGCAAAAAAGGAUUUGAAGUCGAAGUUUAUGAGAAAAAUUCGUAUAAUGGUGGGAGAUGUUCAUUAAUUCAUCACAAUGGAUAUAGAUUUGAUCAAGGUCCAUCAUUGUACCUUAUGCCUAAAAUAUUCGAAGAAACAUUUGAAGACUUAGGGGAGAAUAUAAAAGACCAUAUAGAAUUGCUUCAAUGUAAAUCUAAUUACAAAAUUAAUUUUCACGAUGGGUUACAAUUUGAGCAUUCGUGUGAUUUAUCUAAAUUAAAACGAUCCUUGGAGAGAUUUGAGGGCAAUAGCGAAGAUACUCUAUUAAGAUUUUUUGAUUUUAUGAAAGAAUCUCACAUACAUUAUGAAACAAGUUUAGGCUUUGCAAUGAGAACCGAUUUUCAAAAUUGGUACGAUUUGUUGAAUAUCAAACAUAUUCCAACUUUAUUGAAGUUGCAUUUACACAAUUCUGUUUACACGAGAGCAUGUAAAUAUUUCAAAAGUGAUUAUAUGAGAAGAGCUUUCACGUUCCAAAGUAUGUACAUGGGGAUGUCACCGUACCACGGGGUUGGCGCAUACAACUUGUUACAGUACACAGAAAUAGCAGAAGGAAUUUGGUAUCCAAAAGGUGGUUUUAACAAGGUUUUGCAAAGUCUUGAAAACAUUGCUGUGAAACAUGGGGCCAAAUUUAAUUACAACAGUGAUGUUCAAGAAAUAAUAAUUGACAACGAAGGGGCUGCCAAAGGCAUCAAAUUGCGCAAUGGUGAUGUGAUAAACAGUGAUAUUGUAAUUUGUAAUGCUGAUACUGUUUACGCUUACAACCAUCUUUUACCGAAAACAUCUUACGCUGAAAAACUCGGCAAGAAAAAACUCACUUCGUCAUCAAUAUCGUUUUACUGGUCUAUGAAUCAGAUCAUACCUCAAAUGUCCGUGCACAACAUAUUUUUAAGCAGCGAGUUCAAAUCAAGUUUUGAUCAAAUUUUCGAUGACCAUACGUUACCGGACGAUCCAUCAUUUUAUGUAAACGUGCCCAGUCGUAUCGACCCGACAGCAGCACCGGAAGGCAAAGAUACGUUCGUGAUAUUAGUACCAGUGGGACAUAUAUCUGAUAGACCUAAUAUUGAUUUUGAUCAACUUGUAAAAACGGCUAGGGAACACGUGAUCGCUACUAUUGAGAAAAGUUUAAAGAUAUCCAACUUCAGGGGUAUGAUUGAUCACGAGAUUGUAAAUGAUCCAAGAUCAUGGCAAAACGAAUUUAAUCUGUGGAAAGGAUCGGUUUUAGGAUUAUCUCACACAUUUUUUCAAGUUAUAUACUUUAGACCGAGUUUAAAGUGCAAGAUAUUUAAAAAUUUAUAUUUUGUCGGCGCUUCGGUGCAACCCGGUACUGGUGUACCUGUAGUUUUAUGUGGUGCAAAAUUAUUAGAGAAACAAAUCUGUGAUAGGUUUUUGACAAACAAAAAAGUGAAAUCAAAUUCGUGGUCAACAUUAAUAAUAUUUUUAAUCGGCCUAUUAUCAAUUUUAUUAUUUUGGUUGUCUUGA